Messenger RNA from Menidia menidia (Atlantic silverside), 4704 nucleotides. Lineage: Eukaryota; Metazoa; Chordata; Actinopteri; Atheriniformes; Atherinopsidae. The record is from the annotation of a GenBank genome assembly.
AUGGUUUGUAUGCUCAUCAACAGGGCGGACUCACUGCCCUUCAAAAAGCUCAACACAAAGCUUUGUCAGACGGAGUCAGUGGCAUGCGAGACGAUUCUUAUUGCUGACCACGGAGAGGGAGAAGCUGAGCUCUGUCAGGCUCAAAUUUCAGGGGUCAGCCAGUGGACGGUCUUCUCGCGGUUCGCGGAGAUGGACACCUUUGACAGAAAGUUACAGCAGAAGGCUCUGCAGCAACCUAAGCAGAAGAAAUCCAACUCGGCUGAAUUUCUGAUGGGGAGAGACGAGAACGCUACUGUAGUGGGCAUAGAAAAUCCAGCCUUCGAUGGAGGAGGAAGCUCUGAGCUUUCCAUUCCUCCGAGUUGGCCGGGGAGAAAAAUGCGAGGUGACAGGCCAGAUAGCACCCUUGCAGCUCACCGGAAAAAAAUGGAGCUGCGAGCCCCUGCCAAAGAAAGAGGAAAUGAAUGUGCCCAAAAUUACUUUGACCCAUCGGAGGAGGAGCAGACAGACCCAAGGCAUCGCGGGGAGACUGGGGUCAGCGCUGAAGAUGAGCUGGAAUUAAGUACGCUGCGGGCCUCCGGGGAUGAGGAGGUGUUGGAGGUGAAGGCGGGUGAUCUGCUGCUCCGCGGUGGCGCCGACGCCUCGGGCCCCGGGCCCUCCCGGGCCCCCGCCGCCGCUAAAACACAGGCUGAGGGUUGCGUUGGGCCGGGAGGAGAGGCUGGACUCCAAGCAGGGAGGACGGUAAUGGGCAACCAAAGCACUGCAAAAAUAAGGGCAGCUGAGGAAGUGAUCCCCCCCUACACCCAGCAGCUGAGGGAGCGCGUGCGGCCUGACAUGAUCACGCUUGGCAGGCUUUCACUGCAGCAGCAAGAGACUCAGAAGGGACCCGUGAAGAGGAGUGAAUGGGCAAAAAGAAAGAAAAGACUAAUGGCCUUCUUCACUGGCAGCGUUGAGGAUCCCAGUUCAGUAAGAGACGGUGAGGAAGCAGCGUUACCAUCGCCCAUGCUGAACACACUAUUUCAGCACAGAGACACGGAGAGCCUGUCAGUCAGAGUGCUGGGAGAAGGCCAGGAAGAGGCUGCGGCCAAAUGCAGCCAUAAUAGACAGCUCCCAGAAUCCUUCGCUUCAGCAUCGCAGACCCUGUGGCAGCGCGGUCACCGCACACCGCUGCCGGGCAUAUUCCUCUCCAAUGUGCGCUCACUGUCCAACAAAAUUGAUGAACUCCAGCUGCUGAUGGGGAAACGCCGAGACUGCGCCACAUCUGCAGUUUUGUGUUUUACGGAGACGUGGUUAUGUGGAUCGAUACCGGACUCUGCGCUGCAGCUGGCAGGCUUCCAACUCUUCAGAGCGGAUCGUAACACGGAACUCUCCGGCAAGACUAAAGGUGGUGGAAUCUGCUUUUACACCAACAGUGGCUGGUGUAACGAUGUGACAGUGAUUCAGCAGCACUGCUCUCCUGAUCUGGAAACUUUUUUCAUCAACUGCAAACCCUUUUACUCGCCCCGUGAGUUCGCCUCAUUCAUUCUGGUCGGUGUUUACAUCCCACCGCAGACCAACGUGCAGGACGCACAGCGCACGCUCGCCGACCAGAUACUGCGUGUGGAGCGGACAUACCCGGACUCUUUAGUUAUUGUCCUCGGCGACUUUAACAAAGGUAACCUCACCCACGAACUCCCAAAAUACAGACAACUUAUAAAAUGUCCGACCAGAGAGGACAAUAUUUUGGAUCACUGUUACACCACUAUCAGCAACGCUUAUCACGCCGUCCCCCGCGCUGCACUGGGCCACUCUGACCACGUCAUGGUCCAUCUGAUUCCUGCAUACAGACAGAAACUCAAACUCUGUAAACCAGCUGUGAGGACAUCAAAGCAGUGGAGCAGUGAGGCUGUGGAGGAUCUUAAGGCGUGUUUGGAGACUACUGACUGGGAUGUUUUCAGGACUGCCACCACCAGCCUGGAUGAGUACACAGAGACUGUGACUUCUUAUAUCAGUUUCUGUGAGGACUGCUGCAUACCAUCACGCACCAGGGUGAGCUACAACAACGACAAACCCUGGUUCAGUCCUAAACUCAGACAGCUGAGGCUGCAGAAGGAAGAGGCAUUCAGGAGCGGGGACAGGGACAGGUUUAAGGAGUCAAAGUACAGGUUUAGCAAGGCGGUGCGGGACGCUAAACGGCUGUACUCUGAGAAUCUCAAAAAACAGUUCUCAGCCAACGACUCUGCAUCUGUCUGGAAGGGGCUCAGGCAGAUCACCAACUACAAACCUAAAUCCCCCCACUCUGUCAACGACCUGCGUCUGGCAAACGAGCUGAACGACUUCUACUGCAGAUUUGAAAGACAAUGGGACAGUCCUAACACCAACACCAUCCCCCGCCACCACCAGCCCCUGCCCUCCUGCACCCCCAUCCCCACCUCAGCGGGGGCCUGCCCCCACCCUCAACUGCCCACAUUGAAGGACCCCCUUCCGUCAACUACCAUGACUCUCUCCAUCCAGGAGAGGGACGAGGAGCAGGGGACUCUUCCUCGGCCUGUGGAGGUGCGUGUGUGUUGCCUGAGGUCCACCAGAGAGAAGCUUCCCAGGGGUCUCUAUUCUGUCAGCGUGGCACUUCACAGCCAUCUCGGGGGUCCAGCUCUCGCCUUUAAAAGCAAGAAAGCAAAGAAAACUUGGGCCGUGUCCACUGAGCCAACGGAGCAUCGGGGUCGCUUCCACGACAAUGACCUGCAAAUCAACCAGAGCGUGGUCAUGGACUUUCUAGCAGCGUGUGAUGUCAGCCCCUCAAUGGUGCUGGUCUUCCAACUCACCAGCCUGCACGGGCACGGCGGCCCUGUCGGCUCGGUCCUAGCCUGGGGCGCGUUUCCUGUUUGUGGCCCAAAUAUCAACCCUAUCCGGGGCAGGUUCAAAACGCCAAUGCUCAGGGGCGAGCCCAGCAUCCAACUGGACCAGUUUAGGAAAAUUGAAGCUCUCAUCUCCUCUGAUCUAGAUCACUGGCUGUGCAACCUAUAUUUUGAGGUAAAAACAACCUCACCUGGAACAUGUGAGAAACAAGAGAUGCUCCUAGCGGCAGCAUCAGUACCGCCCACCAGCCUUGCCGUCUUCCCAAAACCCGAUGUCCAUCAAGAUCAGCCUCGGCUCUUUUCUCAGGCCGCUCACCCCUACCGCCAGCAGCACGUGCACACACACUCCGGUUGCGGAGCAGGGGAGCCCACCGCGGUUCACUCCCAUCAGGGGUCGCCCCUCCACCUGUCAGCCUGCUCCUCUUCCACGCUGCCAGGGAAACAUGACUCCUCUGAACCUUAUUCUGGAAACGUUGGGGAGAAGUGUGAUCCAUGCGGGGAGAAAGCGGACGACGUUGUUCACAACAAGAAGAAGCCAAUCAAGAAGACAAAUAGCUGCGGCCCCGGCAUGCCUCGGCAGGCGGGCAAACAGAAGAUGCAGCCUUCAAUCGGGAACCUCUCGGUGGAGGAGAUGGAGGAGUACACUUUCUCUCUACAGUCAGCACUAGCUAGUCCUGGUUCCUGUGCUCCGCGGCUGUCUGACCGAGCGCGUCUGGCCCUCUGCAUGCUGCCGUCCGAAGUGGGGCUGCCGUUGCCGCGGCAACAACAACAACAACAACUGGGCCGUGGCUGGCGCGGCUCCGUUCGUCAGCUCGGCCUCAUUAUGCUGCUGCUGGCUUUGAUGUGGUUUGUGAGGCUUUACCUGCAUUACUGCAGCCAGUGGCUCUACCUCCAGGCCAUAGCAGUUCCUGUCAACAAAUUCCGCUUCCACGCUCACACGGUGGACCUCGUGUACCAGAGCUCUCUGCUCCACACCCGGGAGGAGCUGGCGAUGGUGGUCGUGGGUCCCCUGACCUUGAACGCAGCAACGUUCCUGCUGGUUCUGAUCAGAUGGGGCUGUCAAGUGAUGUUUGGCUCACUCCCUUCCUUCACGUCAAAGUUUAUCAUGGCUCAGGGAGUGUGGACAGUCCUCGACCCCCUGGCGGUCUUUGCUGUAGAUGCCGUCCUCGGGCGUCUCACCUACAGCCCAGAUGUGCCGGUGGCGGACGCAGCAAAGCUCUACUGGCACUUUUAUCGGGCCAACCAAUCAGGGGCAGCGGGCGCGGUCAUCACCGUGUUCCUCUAUGCAGUCCACUUCCUGCUUUCCAUCACAAUUCUCUCCAUUUACCUGUUCAGAUUCCACAACGACGGUCGCAUGUUGGACAUAUUCCAGCGACUCACAGCCAGGGAGGGACUGUACUUCCUCCCUGAAGACCUGGAGUUGUCCAACCAGGAGCUGAACUAUAUCGUCAAGAAGGCGGAACAGUGGCGAGGCUUCAGUGGAGAGAGGCGUAAGGUGGCCGUUUAUGACAAUAUCUGGACAUCGGAGGACCCCCAAUCAGGUUCUGCAGCCUCCGGUGAUGGAUCCCAUCCUGAGGAGGGUGCACCAUCGCCAGAGAGUGAGACCAGCACGCAUGUGAUAAUCUACACGCUGUAUCUGAGUGGGCUGAGACAAAGAUACAGGCACUUCCUGCGACAGCCCGAUGGGACAAUUAUUGAGGUGAUCGGAAAAGUAGAGGGGGCCGAUGACGUAGCCCAGGUGGGUGCCCGUCCGGGUCCGAGCCCCGCCACUCGGGAAGGAGAAACGAGAGGUGCCAGUGGUUCCCCCCAUCUGCGCAAACGGAUGAAAUUCUUUGGUCGGUCCCGUCGCGUUGAGCCAGAGGGGGGAAGUUGA